AUGGCGGCGCUCGGUGUAAACAGGGCCGGGGCCGGCGCGGCGGCGGACGCUGCUCGGGGGCCCGGCGGCAGCGGCAGGGGGCCGGUGGGCGCCGCCGUGAAGGUUCUUGAGUGCGGAGUCUGCGAAGAUGUGUUUUCUUUGCAAGGUGACAAAGUUCCCCGGCUGCUUCUGUGUGGCCACACGGUCUGCCAUGACUGUCUGACCCGGCUCCCCCUUCACGGUAGAGCAGUCCGCUGUCCUUUUGAUCGACAAGUUACUGAACUGGGAGACUCUGGUGUCUGGGGCUUGAAAAAGAACUUUGCUUUGUUGGAACUGUUGGAACGACUGCAGAAUGGACCUGCUGGGCAGUGUGGGACAACAGAAGAAGCUAUUGGCCUAUCUGGAGAGUGUAUCGUCCGCUGCGAUGAGGACGAAGCCCACGUUGCAUCUGUGUACUGCACUGUGUGCGCCACGCACCUGUGUGCAGACUGCUCCCAGCUGACACACUCCACCAAGACCCUGGCGAAGCACCGGCGGGUGCCCCUUGCCGACAAGCCCCAUGAGAAGACCAUGUGCUCCCAGCACCAAGUGCACGCCAUUGAGUUUGUUUGCUUGGAGGAGGGCUGCCAGGCUAGUCCCCUCAUGUGCUGCGUCUGCAAAGAAUAUGGGAAGCAUCAAGGUCACAAGCAUUCAGUCUUGGAGCCAGAGGCAAACCAGAUUCGUGCAUCCAUUUUAGACAUGGCCCACUGCAUAAGAACUUUCACAGAAGAAAUCUCGGAUUACUCCAGGAAAUUAGUUGGAAUUGUUCAGCAAAUAGAAGGAGGAGAACAAAUAGUUGAAGAUGGAGUUGGAAUGGCCCAUACUGAACAUGUGCCGGGGACUGCGGAGAAUGCUCGCUCGUGUGUCCGGGCCUAUUUUUCUGAUCUUCACGAAACCCUUUGCCGUCAGGAGGAGAUGGCUCUGAGUGUUGUUGACGCUCAUGUGAGGGAGAAGUUGAUCUGGCUUAGACAGCAGCAAGAAGACAUGACCAUCUUGUUGUCACAGGUUUCAACAGCUUGCCUUCAUUGUGAAAAGACUUUACAGCAGGAUGACUGCAGAGUAGUGUUGGCCAAACAGGAAAUUACAAGACUGCUAGAGACGUUACAAAAACAGCAGCAGCAAUUUACGGAACUGGCAGAUCACAUCCAGCUGGAUGCUAGCAUUCCUGUCACCUUUACAAAGGACAACAGGGUGCAUAUUGGACCAAAAAUGGAGAUUCGGGUUGUCACUUUGGGAUUGGAUGGAGCUGGCAAAACAACUAUUUUGUUCAAGUUGAAGCAAGAUGAAUUCAUGCAGCCAAUUCCAACAAUAGGUUUCAAUGUUGAAACAGUAGAAUAUAAAAAUUUGAAGUUUACUAUUUGGGAUGUAGGAGGAAAGCACAAAUUGAGGCCAUUGUGGAAGCAUUAUUAUCUCAAUACACAAGCGGUGGUAUUUGUUAUUGACAGCAGUCAUAGAGACAGAGUCAGCGAAGCACACAGCGAACUUGCAAAAUUAUUAACGGAGAAGGAAUUGCGGGAUGCCUUGCUCUUGAUUUUUGCCAAUAAGCAGGAUGUAGCAGGUGCGCUCUCGGUGGAAGAAAUUACAGAACUGCUGAGUCUCCACAAACUCUGCUGUGGCCGGAGCUGGUACAUUCAGGGUUGUGAUGCCAGGAGCGGUAUGGGACUUUAUGAAGGAUUGGACUGGCUUUCAAGGCAACUGGUGGCUGCUGGUGUCCUGGACGUGGCUUAGUUUCACAGCAGUUGCAACCUAAGGUUGUAGUUAACCUGGUUUUGUUUGCACGAUUUAGGAUGUUAUAGAUGGGCCUGCUGUUUGAAGAGGGGACUUGACUUCACUUGAUGGUUACAGGAAAAUACAAGCCUUUCAUCCUAGAUUUGAUUCAGUAAGUUUGUGCAAUUGUUACAGUGUUUUUGAAAUUUGAUACGUUCAUAUGUAAUGUGAUGGGCAUGUUACAAGGGUGCCUUGAAAUUCUUUUUGGGGAAAUUAGAUUGCUAUAAUUCUUCCCUGAUAAAUAUGUCCUUAGGAAUUCAUCUGUUAAUCAUGACAUGGUCACCACAGCUAAUUCAUAGCUGAGAAUUUGAGCAAUUUAGGAAUACUUUUCCAAGCAGACAUCCUAAAAAUUAAUCUCAAGCUAUUUAGGAUAGUCAAGUGGUGCUAGUCUUAUUGCUUAAAAAAAUGGAUUCAUCUGAAGUUGGCAUUGACUAUCACAUGCAAAUAUGCUGCAAGAGGAUGAUAUCAUUUCCUUCAUAUUUAUUAGCUUCUCUGUUCCUUACAAGAAGGAAAGGGAGCAUCAUUUAUUGAGGACCAAUUGAGAAUGGAGAACAGUGUCCUGGUGCUAGUGGGCUGUGACACUGGCUGGAGUGCAUGUUUGGGGAAGAGUUCUUUAGAGUGUGCACGUGCUGAAUUAUUUAGGGUCAGAAUAUAGUGUUGCUGAGGUAGAAGUGUUUUGUGUUUGCUUAAGGAUAUACUCUGUUUUUGGAGAUUCAGUUAGAGAUUUCAGUUUUGACUUGGAAAGUCAAUGAAGCUUAGAAGAUAUUCCUAAAGAGGCAGCAUGGUGUAACAUCAGUUCAGCUAUGCUCUAUCGGUCUACUUUUAUGUACAGGUCAUGCUUCCAGAAUAAGGUAGUUGUCUUAAAAUGUUAAAUAACCUGUUGUAAAAGCAGUGUGCAACUAAAUACAGUCUAGAACAGCAGGUGGUAAAAUGUGAGUGAAGCUUUCUAUAUUUGGAAGAUACAAUAAGAAUGAACAGAAUCUACAUGAGCUGUCACUCCAUGCCUCUACUUUUAAAGGCAACUCAUUCACAAAGCUAAGGAAUAUGAAUGUAGCACUCUUUAAAUUUAGAGAAGCCUGGAGUGACUCAGUGCUGUCUCCCUCGCAGUUAGUUGAUCUGUCUGGUAUGCACACCUAGUGUGGUCUCCUGGCGCAGCCCCUGCCGAGGCAAGAACCUGUGAGGCCGGAGAGGGCAUGGGACCAGCAUAGAUUGGGCAAAGCUCAGAAUGUAUGAACAAGUCGCUUAGUACAUUUGCACUUUCCUUCAAGAGGAAGCACUUGUAGUAACUACUCCCUGCUAAUGGCAGUUGCUUAUAGCUUUCCCUUGUUUAAUUUCCUGAAACUGGGGUUUAAAUGCAGCUUCAGACUUAGAAAAUCUAACGACUUGAAGAGCAGCUGAAAAACACACCAAGCUUUCAAGUAGGUGUUUGUGAAAUAGGCUCAUAUGUCUGCAGACGCACAGAGAUACUGCGAGGCGGUAGUUACUCUUCCUUUGGGAAACACCUGAUAACUUUUGUACAUAGUUUACAGUGGCUGGAGGGGGGUUUGUUGCCCCAGGCCAGCUCAGAACUGUUCCUCCUUGCCAGCCUGCAGCUUCUGGCACAGGAUGCAGUUGGCUGCUCUGACCUGCGUAUUUGCUUGGCCUGUUCUGCAGAGCUGUGCCAGAUCUAGUUAGUGCUGACUGUCCUUUCAGAGCUCUAUUUUUAAAAUAAGAACAAGUUCUGCUAAGUGUGGUAAAUGCUUUUCUGGAAUACUUUUAACAGAAAAGACUUGCAUUCUUUAUAAAAUCCUGAAUCUGGAUUUUUGUUGUAGUUGGCUCAAGCUUUGGUUACACAAGCCUCUCAGACGCUUAGCUGUAGUUCUAAUUAGAACCUUAAAAUUUUCAAGGUGACCAGUUUGCUUUUUUUGUAACAGUACAUUUGGGGGCAGAGAAAGAUACUUGCUCGUGCAUAUUUUUGAGCACAAACAGAUUGCUUGUGACAUGUGUGGAAUGCUACCAUUAAAGUGUUUUGUUUUUUUUUUUAAGUGGAAUUUAUUUAAGAUGACUUCAAGUAACUGUGAAACUAAGUAAGUGUUGCGUUUAUCUGUGAACUCUUACAUUUUGACAGGUACACUAAGGAGUUGUUUGUAUUUUAAGUUAAUACUAUAUAUAAACUGCUUUGGUUGUAAAUUUGAGCUUGUUUCACCGUUUUUGUUGAACUUCUAGUUUAGUGUACUAACUUCUGCGAUGUGUAACUGGAAUAUUACCACAAAUGGAUUUUACUCAAACAUUACUAACUACAUGGAUUAUUUGAAAGACUGAACAACUUUCUGUAGUAUUUUGACUUACAUGUGAACCUGAGUACAGCAUUCGGUGAUGAUGUGGCUUGCUUUAAUGCAUCUUGGUGCAAAAAUGAUAAGUCUAACCUAGCUGAAACAAUAGCACCAUAUCAAGUGAUGAAGUGUUACUUAUGUUACCUUCAAACUUACUGCAGCCAGAGUGGUACUUGAGGGUUUUGUUUUGAUCUGUUGGGAUAGGUGUGGAUAGUAGGUAGUGAUUUUUGGAAAGAAAUGACUCUUUCAGUAAAAACACCUAAGCUGCUGUAGUUUAGUUGCCCAGAAAAAUUAAUGUUUUUCAAUAAAAAUAUCUGCAAUCUUCAAAGGAUAACUUUAAUAUUAUCCUUCUUUUUUUUUGAUUAGAAGUCAUUUAAGAGUAAUUUUCAACUUCAAACACAUUUUUUUUAUCACUGUAUCUAUCUGUUAUUUCACUUAAACUUAAUGAUUGCAGCUUUUGACAGAAAUAAUUUGAUUAGUAUCUUCUUUCAGGAAAUGGCAUGAGGGAAAAAAACCUCCCGCUACCUACUGUAAUAGUUUGGCAAGGCUCCUUUCACUUCCUCAGCUGUAAACACAGCCUCCCCCUUCAUUAUGCCCAGGGGGAAAAUCUGAUCUACUUCUGUUCUUAUU
This is a messenger RNA of Nothoprocta perdicaria, 4727 nucleotides long. RefSeq names its product tripartite motif containing 23 (gene TRIM23). The record is from RefSeq and is a predicted model, not a curated record. Gene Ontology annotation, cellular component: plasma membrane; lysosomal membrane; cytoplasm. The transcript has 11 exons. Lineage: Eukaryota; Metazoa; Chordata; Aves; Tinamiformes; Tinamidae. Gene Ontology annotation, molecular function: zinc ion binding; GTPase activity; GTP binding. Gene Ontology annotation, biological process: vesicle-mediated transport; intracellular protein transport. The coding region runs from base 1 to 1746 and encodes 581 amino acids.